Molecule: messenger RNA, 3619 nt
Organism: Drosophila yakuba
Lineage: Eukaryota; Metazoa; Arthropoda; Insecta; Diptera; Drosophilidae
Gene: Hey
Product: hairy/enhancer-of-split related with YRPW motif protein
Exons: 3
Coding region: 2093-3385 (430 amino acids)
Biological process (GO): anterior/posterior pattern specification; regulation of neurogenesis; regulation of transcription by RNA polymerase II
Cellular component (GO): nucleus
Molecular function (GO): RNA polymerase II cis-regulatory region sequence-specific DNA binding; protein dimerization activity; DNA-binding transcription factor activity, RNA polymerase II-specific
Source: RefSeq, a predicted model, not a curated record
ACAGACUCCAGGGACAUAGACGCAGCACAAGUUUGUUGCCACGUCCACUCUAACGCCCACACUUUCCAAAAAUGUUAUGAUAUUUAUUCAUUUUUAUAUUGGUCUUGUAAAUUUCUAUCGAUUUGCACAAAAAGCUCUUUGCCACGACCACUCUAACGCCCACAAACCGCCAAAACUGUCAGUGUCGAAGACUCUCCAAUAGCUGUGUAACGGGUAUCAGAUAGUCGGGGAACUCGACUAUAGCGUUAUGUCUUGUUUUGUAUUUGUAUUUUAAUCACUUUUAAUCUACUUCUAGCUUUCAGUAGUAAUAGGCGUGCAAUCUUGAGAUGAUAUAAUAUAUUGGCAAUUAUUUAUUAUAUACAAAUUUAUAAGUAACAUUGGAAUUAAUAAUAAUAUCAAGCAUCUGGCCACAAACUUUGCGAGUCAUUUUUUGAGAUAGCGGAGAGAGAUAUAGCAGAGAGUAUUAUCAAAGUAUUUAGAUGGUUCCACAGUUUAGGGUUAUGAUAACCAUUUCCUCUAUUUUAUAAAUAGGAGGAUACGCUAUAGUAUAAGAGGAACCGCGACAGUCCAUUUCGUCGAUUAUCAGAUACCUAUUACUCAGCUUGUAGGAGUACUGGGUAUAGCUAUUAAAAUUGGCCAAGCAAAUAGUAAAAUCAAAAAUCUCAAGACAUUUUUCUAAACAAAAUCUAAAAAUUUUUCAAAGUAUGACACUUUAGCUCGGUUUGUGAGCAUUACAGUGGACAUGGAAAUCUUCUGUGGCGAUCCAGCGCUGCGUUUACAUCUCUUCCUGAUCCCAAGAUCUCUGCGUUCAUACGGACGGACAGUCGGACAAGGCCAGAUCGACUCGAAAGGGUAUACAAAUAUUGGCGUUUUAGAAUUAACGAGUCUAACCUCUUAAGCAAACACAGUUUAGAAUGGAUCAUAUCAUGCGCAACUAAAAGUUUAAUGGGCUAGAGAGUUUAAUAGAUAAAGAAUUGAAGUACCUCCAAGGAUCACGUCUGCUUUUACGUAAGGAAUGACAAAAAAAUUUGGGUUUUUAACGUCGCAGUUAAUUUAACUUAUAUUCAUUUUGCGAUUUUCUACAAUGAUGCUUGGGAUUUAACACUAAAGCUCCCAAAAAUAUAAAAGGGUAUUAUUUGCGCAUAAGCAUAGCUCUAGAUAAACAACUCGAGUUUACCUCGGGCAAUUUCUUAGUCAACCUUGGUCACCUGCCGUCGUCGUCGCCAUUAUCUCGGCACCUGCACCUGCCGAUGCUCCCGUUCCUGUUCCGGAUUCCUGAUGCCGCAACCUUGAGCCGGCGGCACUGACCUAGAAUUGUGUGGGCCACCCACCAGCACGCGUCCCACUGCUCAGAUAGAGGUCAACGACGGCUGUUGCACUUGUUGGGGCUUUCCCGGCGCCACGCAAUGCCGGGCAAUGCCACACGACCGGCGCGUGCUCCAGUUUGAGUUCCAUGGUCGGGUGCAGCCGCUCCAGCAGCGAACAAGUGGACAGACGGACGGCGGACGUCGCCAGUUUGUCGCCCACGGCGCCGAUUAGAGGCCGUGCUGCAGAUGCUUUAGAUACAUAAAUGCUUUAGAUGCUGCUGAAAGGCUGUAUCAGAUGCUCGGGCGAUACAAUCGGAUGAAUCGAUGACAGAGGCUUGCUCAUUUGCCGGCUUGCCGCUCCUUGUCGCACACACCCUUGCUCACUUGGCGGCGAUCGCCGUGCGGCGAAUAUGUUUAUUCCCCGUUUCCUACCCCAAUCUCGGCCAGCACGCGCUACGCGUUGCCAGGGGGUGGUUGCUGCUGCAUCUUAUUGGACGGCUGCCGCAGGCGGUAAAAAGGGGUUGAGCGGCGGCAGCGGAGGGCAGGUCGUCCGCUCGACGUGUGCUGCAGAAUCAGUCGAACGCCGUUCGCGCACACGAUAAGUCACGUGCUCAAACUAGCUCCGCCAGCCCGGUCGCCUACUGCAUCUGCAACUUGCUGCCAGUGCCACUCGCAACACUAGCAACACGCAACGCGCAACACUCGCCCAGCGACAACUGCUACAGCAACACACCAGUGUCAAGUGCGCAGGAGCAGCGAGUAAACACUGCGAGUCACCACACACAAUGGAUCACAACAUGCACGUGAACGCGCCGUCGCUACACCACUGGGGCUACGCCGCCGGACCCGGAGUGGUCAUGCCCGGCGCCAGCGUCACAACACCCCAAAGCCACUGGGUGCCGCCGCCGCAGAGCCACCACAGCGCCCACAGCAACCACAGCCAUGGGCACAGCCAGAGCCACAGCCACGGGAUUGGCAGCCUGAAGCGGACGCUCUCCGAGAGCGACUGCGACGAUCUUUACUCCGAGGAGUCCUCUAAAGAACAAAUCUCGCCCAGUGAGCCGGGCAGCUGCCAACUAAUGAGCCGCAAAAAGCGACGAGGAGUGAUCGAGAAGAAGCGGCGGGAUCGGAUCAACUCCUCACUUACCGAACUCAAGCGCCUGGUGCCCUCCGCCUAUGAGAAGCAGGGAUCCGCCAAGUUGGAGAAGGCCGAAAUCCUCCAGCUGACCGUGGAGCACCUCAAGAGCUUGCAGUCCAAAACUCUCGACUCGCUGAGCUACGAUCCGCAGCGAGUGGCCAUGGACUACCACAUCAUCGGGUUCCGCGAGUGCGCCGCCGAAGUGGCCCGCUAUCUAGUCACCAUCGAGGGCAUGGACAUCCAGGAUCCUCUGCGCCUGCGCCUGAUGUCUCACCUCCAGUACUUUGUGCAGCAGCGCGAACUCUCGGCAAAGAGCUGCGCCAGUCCGGGCGGCUGGACACCGGCUGCUCCCAGCUCCUCCGGUUACCAACCCAACUGUGCAGCUGCUCCCUACCAGAGCUAUGCGGCGCCAGCGAACCCGGGUGCCUAUGUAUCCAGCUACCCCACUUUGAGCGCCUCGCCCUCGCAGCAGGCUCAGCAACUGGGAGGACGCACCAGUGUCUCGCGGACUAGUGGAACUGCCGUAAACGAAUCGCUGCCCAGCCAUGAUCUCCACUCUGAGAGCAGCAGCCAGCAACAGCAGCAGCAGCAGCAGCAGCAACAGCAGCAACAGCAGCAACAGCAACACCAGCAGCAGCAUCAGCAGCAACAGCAACGGACGCAGACAACACCUCAACCGGCGCAGCAGCAGCAGCAGCAACACUACACCCACGACCACAGCGCAGUGCAUCCCGAGCAGCAGGUGCCCACCUACAUAGAACUCACCAACAGCAAUCGCCCGGCGGCCUUGGGUUCCGAGAGCCUCAGCUAUAGUGCCGCUCCUCAGUACCCGGUCAGUGGACUGCCAGGCCAGGAUUACAACAACUCCAGCGUCCUACAGUAUGCCACUCCCAACGGAGCCAAGCCCUAUCGUCCUUGGGGUGCCGAGAUGGCCUAUUGAUUGGAAAGUUUGCCUAAGAAGGAAUAUUUCAACGUCUAGUCAGAGCAGACCAAGUGUGAUAGUCUUAAGUUUCGCAUCCUACACAGAGAAAAAACAGAGAACAACCAGAGAAACAACGCAGUGAGAUUAGCUAGUGCCGUUAGCAUAUAAACUUAAGUUAUUCAUAAUGAUACCUAUAGUUUGGAACAUUUUGUGAGUCUAUUGUAAAUAAACGCAUGAGUUUGUAAGAGAAAA